Myodes glareolus (Bank vole) is the source of this 1807-nucleotide messenger RNA. RefSeq names its product recombination signal binding protein for immunoglobulin kappa J region like (gene Rbpjl). Gene Ontology annotation, cellular component: nucleus. The record is from RefSeq and is a predicted model, not a curated record. Lineage: Eukaryota; Metazoa; Chordata; Mammalia; Rodentia; Cricetidae. Gene Ontology annotation, molecular function: RNA polymerase II cis-regulatory region sequence-specific DNA binding; DNA-binding transcription activator activity, RNA polymerase II-specific. Gene Ontology annotation, biological process: regulation of transcription by RNA polymerase II.
AUCGGGUGAGAGGGUUGAGGGGUGCAGAGGUGUGGAGGGUACCGAAGACAGAGGCACUAGACGUGCCCAGAAAGCUGCUGAGGCCUCAACUAGCAGCCAUGGACCCCAUGGGGACAACAGACCCCUCGGUGCCCCCGGGCCCUUUGACUCACCUGAGCCUGGGGGACAGUUCAGAGGCGCGGCUACAGAGCGACGGGCCAAGCCUCCUAGGGAGUUGGACCAGGUCACCCCCAGAGCAUGCCACCAUCCUGAGGGAAGGUGUGCGCGCAUGCCUGCAGCAAAGAUGUGAGCAGACCGUGUGGAUCCUGCAUGCCAAGGUGGCUCAGAAAUCCUACGGAAAUGAGAAGCGGUUCUUCUGUCCUCCGCCCUGUGUCUACCUCGCCGGUCCAGGCUGGAGGGUGAAACCGCUGCAAGACCAAGCCCACCAGUCUGCGGAGACCGGACCCACGGUCUGCGGUUACAUGGGACUGGACGGCGCGUCCGGCAAUGCUCCUGAGACGCAGAAGUUGAAUUUCGAAGAGCAGCCGGACUCAAGGGAAUUUGGUUGUGCCAAGACCCUGUACAUCUCCGACGCUGACAAGAGGAAGCACUUCCGGUUAGUGCUGCGGCUUGUGCUGCGAGGAGGCCGGGAGCUGGGCACCUUCCAUAGUCGCCUCAUCAAGGUGAUCUCCAAGCCCUCACAGAAGAAGCAGUCGCUGAAAAAUACAGACCUGUGCAUCUCCUCGGGCUCCAAGGUCUCCCUUUUCAACCGCCUGCGCUCCCAGACAGUGUCCACACGCUACCUCUCUGUGGAAGACGGGGCCUUUGUGGCCAGCGCAAGACAGUGGGCUGCCUUCACACUCCACCUGGCUGACGAGCACCGUCCCCAAGGAGACUUUCGGCCCCAGGAAGGUUACAUCCGCUAUGGCUCCCUAGUGCAGCUCGUCUGUACAGUCACGGGCGUCACACUGCCUCCGAUGAUCAUCCGCAAAGUAGCCAAGCAGUGUGCCCUCCUUGACGUGGAUGAACCCAUAUCACAGCUGCACAAGUGCGCAUUCCAGUUUCCGGGUGACACUCCAGGAGGGGGUGGCACCUACUUAUGCCUUACCACAGAGAAGGUGGUGUGGUUCCAGGCUUCCCUCUGCCCCAAGGAGGCCAACAGGGCGCUGCUCAACGACAGCUCUUGCUGGACCAUCAUUGGCACCGAGUCGGUGGAGUUCUCCUUCAGCACCAGCCUGGCCUGUACCCGGGAACCUGUCACUCCAGUGCCCCUCAUCAGCACUCUGGAGCUAAGCGGCGGAGGUGAUGUGGCCACGCUGGAACUGCACGGAGAGAAUUUCCACGCUGGGCUCAAGGUGUGGUUUGGAGACGUGGAAGCAGAAACUAUGUUCAGAAGCCCGCGGUCCUUGGUGUGCGUGGUGCCAGACGUGGCGGCCUUCGGCAGCGACUGGCGUUGGCUGCGCACUCCCAUUACCGUGCCCGUGAGCCUGCUGCGUGCGGAUGCGCUCUUCUACCCCAGCGCCUUCUCUUUCACCUACACCCCGGAAUACAGCGCGCGGCCGCGGCCGCCCGACGCGCAUGAGCCCGCCCCUGAUGCAGACGCGCUUCUCGAAAGCAUCCACCACGAGUUCACGCGCACCAACUUCCACCUCUUCUGCCCCAGCUAGGCCCCGCCGCCACCUGCGGCUGACGCCCGCCUGCACCUGUCCCUAGGGAGCAUACUUGACCCUUUGCUGUAAUAGGGCAGGAGGGAGGGAGAUUUCUCACCUGUCCUCAGGCCACUUGCUAGCCUCAACUGUCAAUCAAGAGUGAUCUUCUAUUGUCUUCA